This is a messenger RNA of Zingiber officinale, 1801 nucleotides long. RefSeq names its product beta-1,3-galactosyltransferase 7-like. Gene Ontology annotation, molecular function: beta-1,3-galactosyltransferase activity. Lineage: Eukaryota; Viridiplantae; Streptophyta; Magnoliopsida; Zingiberales; Zingiberaceae. The transcript is spliced from 11 exons. Bases 215 to 1423 code for a protein of 402 amino acids. The record is from RefSeq and is a predicted model, not a curated record. Gene Ontology annotation, cellular component: Golgi membrane.
GUCACUUCCGUUGAAACGCUUCAAGAAUCAAAUCAAUAAACGUGAAUGCGGCCAUGCCGCGACAAAAAUCCCUCCUGAUCCCACUUCCCUUUCUCUCUCAAGCCCCCGUCUCAAAUCGAUGGGCUGGAUUCCAAUUGAGACAGCAAAUUCUUAGUGUCCGUUUCAUCAAAUCUAGUUUUGUUUGAGCUCUAGAAGCUCCGAGGCAGAGACUGAGAUGCGGGGGAGGAGCGGCGGCGGCGCUGGCGGCCGUUGCGAUCGGAGAGUGUCACCCCGAUGGAUGGUCAUUCUUUGCGUCUGCAGCUUCUCUUUAGGAAUGCUUCUCACUGACAAGUUUUGGGCAUUCCCAGAUGCAAACAACCCGGUCGUAUCGAGUAGCCGGCGGCAGGAACAGGAGCUCCAGAUCAUCUCUGAAGAUUGUACCACUAAAAGAAAGCAUGCGGAAGAUAAGGAUGUAAUGGGUGAAGUGAGCAGAACACAUGAGGCCAUCCAAUCUUUGGAUAAGGCAAUAUCCACGCUGCAGAUGGAGUUGGCUGCAAAGAGGAGCUCGAGGGGGUUGAUCGGCAGGGAUGGUCCGCCAUCAACAGAAGCUUUGACUGAGAAGAGGAAGAAGGCUUUCGUGGUGGUUGGAAUAAAUACAGCAUUUAGCAGCAGGAAGAGAAGGGACUCGGUCAGAGCCACAUGGAUGCCGCAAGGUGGAAAGCUCCAACUGCUAGAACAAGAAAAAGGAAUUGUCGUUCGGUUUACGAUUGGCCAUAGUGCUACAUCUCACAGUAUUCUGGAUAAAGCUAUCGAUUCAGAAGAAGCUCAGCACAAUGACUUUCUCAGACUGGAACAUGUUGAAGGUUACCAUGAACUGUCUGCCAAAACAAAAAUAUUCUUUUCCACUGCUGUUGCUAUAUGGGAUGCUGAUUUCUAUGUCAAGGUUGAUGAUGAUGUCCAUGUGAAUCUAGGUAUGCUGGCUACAACCCUUGCUCGACAUAGAUCAAAACCAAGAACCUACAUAGGGUGUAUGAAGUCUGGGCCAGUGCUUUCUGAUAGAAAUGUGAAGUACCAUGAACCUGAAUACUGGAAAUUCGGAGAAGAUGGAAACAAGUACUUUCGGCAUGCUACUGGGCAGAUUUAUGCUAUAUCAAAAGAUCUGGCCACAUACAUAUCAAUUAACCAACCGAUACUGCACAAGUAUGCCAAUGAAGAUGUAUCACUGGGUUCAUGGUUCAUUGGGCUGGAAGUUGAAUACAUCGAUGAGAGGAAUAUGUGCUGUGGAACUCCACCGGACUGCGAGUGGAAAGCACAGGCAGGAAAUGUUUGCAUUGCAUCAUUUGACUGGAGUUGUAGUGGCAUAUGCAAAUCUGCGGAGAAGAUAAAGGGUGUCCAUCAAAGGUGUGGUGAAGAAGAUGGUGCUGUGUGGAGUGCUUUAUUCUAACUGGAUUUUGAUGUUUAUUUGGCCAUUUUUUUACAUCGAAGAACCUGAGAAAGGCAGCAGCUAGCACAAAAAGAGACGAAACUCUGGCCAUCAAGGAGAAGUUUAAGUUUCCUGGAAAAACGAUACUAUGGAUUGUUCUUGCUCUCUGCCUCGAAGUAUACUGAUGAUUCAAGUGAAUUUUUGGAGUGUUCUUCAUCAAAAUAUGCUUGUAAAGUGAGAUCUGAAAUUUUCCAUGAUUUACGAGUGAAGGUAGUGCUAGGUGGAGGGAUGUUGUUAAUUGCUAAUGAGUAAUUGAGUAUAGAGGUGAGCUGUAGCUCUGAUAUGUAUUUAAAGUGAUUUUUUUUGUCAUUUUGGUUAUUGGUAAUUAAUUUUUCUACU